Molecule: messenger RNA, 2217 nt
Organism: Neodiprion fabricii
Lineage: Eukaryota; Metazoa; Arthropoda; Insecta; Hymenoptera; Diprionidae
Exons: 8
Coding region: 403-2082 (559 amino acids)
Source: RefSeq, a predicted model, not a curated record
CGUUGCUAGUGUCAGGUGUAGAAGCGGAAUGCCGCGAUCUGUGGCGAUCACGUGAUACAAACAAUAACAAACGGACGCCAUGAACCUGACAUAAUGUCACCAACGAGCGCUAUCCUUACUAGAAUAUUGUGAGAAAAUGAUCGGGCUCCUUUUUUCUGAUCGCAAAUAAAGCCAAGAAGCCUAUGUCAAUAAUUCUCCUCAUAUAUAAGCUCCGUGGUCGAUCGGUUGAUUUUUCAUAUGUUGAAAAAUGAGUGUACUAAAAAUUCAAGAGAGAGCAGCAGUGUAUGUUUUGACAGCUGGCUUGAUUGGCACCACCUGUCUCUCUGGGCGACUGGUGACAACCUGACUGACGUGCGUGUCACGAAUUUCCCGGCGGGAACUGCGACCAAUGACUAGCAGGCUAUGUUUAUACUUACAUAUUUGAUGAUAUUUGUGAUCUUAUUUUACGUUAAAACCAUCGGAUUGAAUGACAUUGACAAAAGUGAUGACAACGAUCCUGGAUGGGGUUUAUUUCUCUCAGUUUCACAAGGAAAUGACGAGUAUCCAAGCUACAACAUUGGGCAUUGGACCCAGCAGCUGCAUCUCCAACAGUGUGUGUUCGUUGAAAUUGGUGAAGAAUUUUGUGCCUUAUUCAUCGAACUUCGGAAUAUUCCAAGGAAGUCAAAAUUUGCUGACAGUUCUGAAGUCGGCGAGUUUUUUCUCGGUCUAUGUAAAUGUGCCACUGUUCCUUCUUGGAUUUUGUGUUCUGAUGAGCUGAUGCGACGGAAAAAGUCUGACUGUAUCUUCACGGAAGCUAUACCAUCGGCUAAUACCAGCGCACGUGUUCACAAAAGAUUAUGUGACGUAACACUGCUUACUGAAUAUGCCAAACCCUGCAAUUGCUCCAUACCAGUGGCCAAUCAACAACUUUAUCCGACUGAAGGCUUUCCAACUUGUUUCCGUACACCCCUACCAGAAUCUCUUUGUUCACCACGAGGAGUAUGCGGAGUGGCUGAAUGUAGUGCUACGACAAUUAAAGGAAUUCAUUCUCCGCAAUGCGAUCCGGAAUGUCAUGAAAAACAGCCGUUUUGCGAAGAGUUUGGCCCAUGGACCUCGAUUCCCCCCGAAAUAACGUCUCUUUGGUCCCACUGGUCUACUCCAAUUUGUGAAAAUAGUGAUGGUAGAAUUUUCGCAACAGCGACCGCGAUAUGCCGUAAUCAGCUAACGGGUAAAUCAGCCAUUGACUGUAUUGGGCCGGGUUCAUUUUGCUGCCCGGCAGACACUAAGAGGUGUACUUGCAUUGUUCGGAAUGAAGAUGGCAUCUUGAAAGCUACUCGCGUAAUUGAAUCUGCACCUUGCCUAAUUAAUCUGAAGAAAGACAGUGCUAGGUCUUCUAGUAAAACUCGUUCACGACAUCAAAAAAAUCACCAAUCAAAAUAUCGAUCCGAUCACUUGUAUCAGGAAAAUCUGGGGCGACGUGUUAGAUAUCUGUCUGAUAUCGAAUCUGAGAAUCCCAGAAGCCCUUUGCGUAGGCGUUUGAUGUUUUCAAGCUACGAUUAUUUGGAAGAACACAGUCCAACUCCAGACACAAAUGCAGAGCUUGCAUCUCCGGAAGCUCAAAUUGUUGCUGAAAGUGAUAACGAUAAUGCUGAUAAUGACGUCAAUGAUGAUACUGCAGAUAAUUCCGAAAAUGACGAUAAUUACGAUACUGCCGACAAUGACGAUAAUGAUGAUAGUGACAAUAAUGAGAAUGAUGAUAAUGAUGAUAAUGAUGAUAAUGAUGAUUAUACUGAUGAUGCCGAUAAUUAUGAUACUGGCGAUAACAAUGAAGACGAUGAUCAAGAAGACGAGACUGACGACCCGAACGAGGAUGAUGAUGGUGAAUUGAACAGAGACGAGGAUGAUGAUUCAGACGACACGGAGGCCCAGGAGUUUGGUGACUAUGACGAUGAUUCACCCGACGAUGGACAAGAUCGAGGUCGCGGUGACGGUGAUAACGAUUUGGAGAUUUCAAGCUUAGCGGUAACUGGACGAAUUUUACCACACUGUCUGUAUUAUUUUCUGUUAACUUACAUCUGUAUUGCUCCAGUUUACUUAAUCUGAGUUAUGCAGCUUACUUUGUACAUAAUAAACGCAUUAAGUGUGAGCCGACGGAUUCUACGAUCAAUAUCUUCUUUGUGUUGUUCGUAAAAGCUGCAUAAACUUGAGUUUCAUAACGUAGCGUCGGCCCUCGGGUGU